Messenger RNA from Nilaparvata lugens (brown planthopper), 3646 nucleotides. Its product is annotated as homeobox protein DBX1-A-like. The record is from RefSeq and is a predicted model, not a curated record. Bases 445 to 1506 code for a protein of 353 amino acids. NCBI's taxonomy places the organism in Eukaryota, Metazoa, Arthropoda, Insecta, Hemiptera, Delphacidae. Gene Ontology annotation, biological process: regulation of transcription by RNA polymerase II. The transcript is spliced from 7 exons. Gene Ontology annotation, molecular function: DNA-binding transcription factor activity, RNA polymerase II-specific; DNA binding.
ACCGGGAGGCGGAGCCUGGACAAAAAUCAGGCAACCCUUAGCAACGAAGGCUCCUCCUUUAUUCGUUGCUGGUCUGUCUGUAUGAUUAUAUUGCUAUUCUAUUAGAUUGUUAUUAGGGAUGUUUUAAAUGUAUGAGCAGUCGCUGUUUGGCAACAGAACAGUGCUGUGCUCUGCUCUGUAGUUCGCGCCUACUCCAACGUGUCAGUUUUGUGUUCGCUGAGCUAAAAGUGUUCAAAAGUAAUAAAUAUCAACUGUAAUAAGAAGAGAACAACGUAGUAAUCUGGACAGAAUCUCAUUCCUGCAAUCUUGAGUGGUAAAAUUCGCUUCAUCAAUUGUAUCAUGUACGUGCGCGUGACAUGACUUGAAUUUGCUGUCAACUAGGAUUACAACAUCUGUUUUACGAUUUCAAAGAUGAACCGAACCGAAGCGAUCUGAAGUGGAAGAAUGACAUCGCCGUUCCUGGUUGAGAACCUGCUGGCCGGUCCCGACAGUUCAGACAGACCGACCGACUACCGGCUGCGUCGGAAUAAGACCGAUGCAACCGAUGCCACUGAUGAUGAAGGCGAAUGCGAUGUUUCCAGUCCCGAACACGAUAAUGAAGCAGAUGCAGUAAGGAGAACGGAAAGUAUUGGCCUUCAACUGACACCACCUUUCGCCUACUCACAGAACGAAAUGCCUCUAUUCAGGCAUUACUCGGCGCCCAGGUAUUUAGAUGCUAGGAAUCGUUACAGUAGUGAUGUUUCAUCUCAUGAGGAGGAGCAUGUAGGCCUAGGAGAGAAAAAAGACUCUUUGCAGGGCACCAAGACGAGCCCUGUGUUAAAAUUCAGCGUCAAUGCCAUCCUGGGACCCGAUCACGCCAAGCCGCCAUCCUUUCAAGGCUCAAACCCGUUCAUUGGCACAGCGGCGGAAUAUGAGAACAAAUGUGGCAUUGCUAAACCAAUUCCAAGACCAUCAGGCCAUUACAGUGUUCUACAACAGACUCUACUAUACUGCAGGCAACAUUACUAUGCUGGUGGAGUAGGUGGUAAUAGUGGGGUAGGGGCGGCUGGUACAGGAGUGCACCCGACAGCAGUGUUCCCACUGCCCCCCUCAUCAUUCCCAUGGGCCCACAGUUCGAGGGGCAAGCCCCGGCGAGGCAUGAUGCGACGAGCUGUCUUCUCCGAUCUACAAAGGAAAGGCCUCGAGAAGCGCUUCCAGCUACAGAAGUACAUCUCAAAACCAGACAGAAAAAAACUCGCUGAGAAACUUGGACUCAAAGACUCUCAGGUGAAAAUUUGGUUUCAAAAUAGAAGAAUGAAAUGGCGUAAUUCGAAGGAAAGAGAACUGCUAGCAUCUGGAGGCAGUCGGGAGCAGACUCUACCCAACAAAAACAACCCUCACCCAGACCUGAGCGACCUCGAGACAGACAGAGACAGGAACAAGCAACAGGAUUCAGACGACCAGCACGGGCAAGACCAACAACAGCAAGAUGAUGACGACGAUGACGAGGAAAUAAACGUCACGUGACGUUACGAGGAAUGACUGACUAUAAGAAGAAAUGAUGAAUGAGCCUGAGCAAUACAUCAUCGCUAAUCAACGACAGCCUUUCAUCAAAAGCAUCUCAUUUCAGCAGUUCCAUGUCUCCAAAGAACCACUUUGGAACAAGCCGUUCUUCAUUGAAGUAUUAUUGAUCAAGCUAUAUAGCAUGAAUCUGACUCGAGAAUGAUAAGAUUCCAAUGCUGAGACUCAAUCCAGAAAUGCACUACAUCCACUUGAUUCUUUGUUACUUUCUACUAUAGAAAAAACAUAAUUAUGUUAAUCUCCUCCUUAUGUUUAUGAAUACCUCCAGUACAUUAUCUAUCGCUGUUUCUAUAUUGUAAAUCAUAUUUCAUUGUCAUAUCCAAACAGCCUGAUGACUAUGCUGUUAAUUAAGAAUAUUUUUCAUUACGUGACAUACCGUAAUUGUUGAGUCUCAUUGUUUGAUGUGAAUUCACAUCUCAAUUUUGGUCUGUUCAGAUAAUUAUCAGACAAACGUGAUAUUAGGAAAUAGGCCUUCUAGUCAAUAUUUCGCGUUUUCAAUGAGUCUGUGUCGAGGUCAGUUCUGGGACAUCUAUGAUUCUCAUAAUAGCAGAAAAAUUAAACUUUUUUCACAAUACGGUAGUAUCCUAUUGGGCAACAACUCAACUUUGUAGAUCAAGUGAGAGUAGACUGCAAUCGAUCUUCCUAUCUAGUAACCUGACAUGACUGGAUUUUUAACCCAUCAUUCCCAACUCAUCCCUAUUAUAAAAGUACAUUAUCUAUCCUCUUAGUAUUAAUUGAUAUUAAUUCUUCUUGGAAUCUCGUAACCAUUACAAUCCAAGAUCGUAUUUGUUAUCACUGUUAAUAUUUAUUCAAAAUUAUGUAAUGAUCAUACGAUAAAUACUUUGUAUUACGAGAAGUAAUGAAUUUCAACGUUAGAGGUGUAUUACAACUUUUGUUCGUUGUCAAAUUUUGAUCGAAUUUCAAUCUACCGAUUUUCAUAUGAAAUGAAGUGAGAAAACCAGUCUCAAAAAUAAUUCAAUGUUCAUGAUUCUAAUCAUGAGUUGUAUUAUGAAGUAAUGCCACUGAGAAAUACGAAAAAACCUCACUAUACAAUCAUAACAUGUUGAUAGACGGGUCUCUAGUGGCCACUCCCAUGACGCCUGAGUGGCUCUGAUGUGGAGUGUCUCCAAUAUCUAUGACGCCGCUUAUACUAUAAAAGUAAACCUCCAUCUUUCAUCUAUAUACAGCAAAAUUAUUUCUUCCAUGAACAAUUCAUAAUGGGAAUUAUAUUCAUCAUUUCAACAAAAUCAUGUUAGUGGAACAUGACAAGACAGAUUGGUAGCGCAGCCUAAAUAACAGUAUAUAAGUAGACUACUCUUAUUUUUGAUAGCUCCGUUCAACCAUCGAAUAUUGAACAUUCAACCAUUGAACCGUUGAACUAUUGGAAUUGUAUUAUAUUGCUGCACUUUCAAACAUUUGAAAACACAGUAUCCAACAAUCUCUCAUCGCAGAUGUCAAUAGAAUCAAUAUGUCAACAGUAGUUAAUCAGUAAGACAGGGUAGCACAGGAAAACGAAUUUUGAAUUUUACCGUUCGUAGCUCUGAAGAGUCGGUAGAUGUUCAAAAGUUUUGCACAAUUCUUGAGGAAACAUUGUUAUUAAUAAAUUAAGGGCCACUAAACUGGUUUUGAGCGAGAAAUAAUGGUAGACAACUUUGUAAAACAUGUUAUAAGACUGCCGAACCAAGAUAAUGUUGAUGGCAUUACAAUAUUUGACGUCAUGAAUGAAUUGUAUCCCUGUGGGUAUAUCUUGGCCAAGGUGUACAGUACACGUCCUACAAAAAUACAUGAAGUGAAGGGAAACAUUUAAAACGAAAUAAUUGCUAUUCACUACACUGUUAUUCUAGUUUCUAUAAUAGGCUGCAAACACCAAAUGAGACAUCUUUCUUAUGGCAUCUUGAUAGUGAUUAAUAACAUGAAGAACCCAAUAUAUAACCUAUAAACUUGAGUGUUUAGUUUGAGUGUUGAGUGUUGUGGUGAUAUUAAGUGCAAAAUUUGACUAUAAUUUGGUAUUUUAAUCAUUCUAAAUUCAAAAUUUCUAGCUAAUAUAUAUUCUUGGACAGAACUUUGAACUUUAAAUUUCCUCAGA